This is a messenger RNA of Dentiscutata erythropus, 294 nucleotides long. The record is from the annotation of a GenBank genome assembly. NCBI's taxonomy places the organism in Eukaryota, Fungi, Glomeromycota, Glomeromycetes, Diversisporales, Gigasporaceae.
GCUAAAAAUCCAUCUUGGUCGAGUGUUACCUUCGGUAUAUAUCUCUGCCUUGAUUGCUCUUCUGUUCAUAGAAACCUUGGAGUUCACAUUAGUUUCGUCAGCACUAGAUUCAUGGACAUGGGAUCAAUUACGAAUCAUGAAAGUGGGUGGAAAUGCUGCCGCGUUAGAUUAUUUCUCAAAAUAUGGCGGUUCUACUUCGGUAAACAACAAGGACGGGAAAUUAAAAUAUACUUCACGCGUUGCCCUAAAAUACAAGGAUGAACUUGUUAAAAGAGCUAAAGAAGAUGCCAAAAA